ACUAGUGAGCGGAGAUAUAAGAGUUCGGGUUGUUAGCUGGGGCAGUUGUCGAGAGGUAGGCUAUUGCAAUUGUGAUACAAACCGAAAAAACUAUGAAAUCCGCCUUCGCAGCUGCCGAAACAACGGUAGCAUGGUAGCUUUUGAAGGGAGUUUGCAAGACGAGCGCCGAUAUCUAUACGUUACUGCAAUUGUAACACCGAAUUACUUAUCCCCCUGAUCGAGUCGGGUAAACCACCGUCCGAGAUGGGGAAGGAGGUUAAUGGUGUUUCGCGGAGCCGGUUUGAGAUGUUCUCAAACAGCGAUGAGGCCGUCAUCAAUAAGAAGCUGCCCAAGGAGCUGUUGCUACGAAUCUUCUCCUUUCUGGAUGUGGUGACACUCUGUCGCUGUGCCCAGGUCUCACGGUCGUGGAAUGUGCUCGCCCUGGACGGCAGUAAUUGGCAGAGGAUCGACCUUUUCGACUUUCAGAGAGAUAUUGAGGGGCGAGUGGUGGAGAACAUCUCAAAACGGUGUGGGGGAUUCCUGAGGAAGCUGAGUCUGAGGGGCUGUCUGGGGGUCGGGGACAGCGCUCUGAGAACCUUCUCCCAGAACUGCAGGAAUAUUGAGCUGCUUAGUUUGAAUGGCUGCACCAAGAUUACUGACAGCACAUGUAAUAGCCUCAGUAAGUUCUGUCCCAAGCUCAAGCACUUGGACCUCGCCUCCUGUACCUCAAUCACCAACCUGUCACUCAAAGCACUUAGUGAGGGCUGUCCUCUGUUAGAGCAGCUCAACAUCUCGUGGUGUGACCAGGUGACUAAGGAUGGCAUCCAGGCCUUGGUACGAUGCUGCCCUGGACUCAAAGGCCUUUUCCUCAAGGGCUGCACACAGUUGGAGGAUGAAGCACUGAAGCACAUUGGGGCACACUGUCCAGAGCUGGUCACUCUCAACUUGCAGACGUGUUCGCAGAUCACAGACGAAGGUCUCAUUACUAUAUGCCGGGGCUGUCACCAUCUGCAGUCCCUGUGUGUCUCAGGUUGUGCCAACAUCACAGACGCCAUCCUCCACGCCCUGGGACUGAACUGCCCCCGCCUCAGAAUAUUAGAGGUGGCUCGCUGCUCUCAGCUCACAGAUGUGGGCUUCACUACGCUAGCAAGGAAUUGUCAUGAGCUGGAAAAGAUGGACCUGGAAGAGUGUGUGCAGAUCACGGACGGCACACUUAUCCAGUUGUCCAUCCACUGCCCUCGUCUGCAAGUUCUGAGCCUAUCUCACUGUGAGCUGAUUACUGACGAUGGCAUCAGACAUCUGGGCAGCGGGCCCUGUGCCCAUGACCGGCUGGAGGUGAUCGAGCUGGACAACUGCCCCCUGAUCACGGACGCCUCGCUGGAGCACCUGAAGAGCUGCCACAGCCUGGACCGCAUCGAGCUCUACGACUGCCAGCAGAUCACCCGCGCAGGCAUCAAGAGACUAAGGACCCAUCUGCCUAACAUCAAAGUGCACGCGUAUUUCGCCCCCGUCACCCCACCCCCCUCGGUCGGGGGGAGUCGCCAGAGAUUCUGUCGCUGCUGUAUCCUGCUAUGAUGUGAAGACCACGCCCCUGUCCCCCACAGCCCAACUUCUGACCCGAACACCCCUGGCCCUGCUGCCCCUCCACCCAACCUAGCUCGGCAUGGUCCGAUCUGGCCUCAAGGUAUACAUGCUGGUGUGUGUCCCCGAUUGGCACCGCAGAGAGAGGGAGAGAGCCCAACCACCACAGGGUCUGGGAAGAACCUUCCCAACGACAUUCUCAAACCCACUCACAACAGCCUUUGUCAAACACACACAUCACCACAGAUGAACGUCAGCACAUUCCCUGCUGUCCCCGGGCCCAUGUUCUAAAGACAGCCCAGCAUUACAGGGAGGAUUACAUAAUAGAACCACUGCUGUUCACAGAUUAGGCUCCUGAUAUACUGUAUGGACUACAUGUAGCUAGGGCUCACUUCAUACAAGGUUCCCUAAGGACUACUAUGACCUUUUACUGAAGUAUCAGAAAGAUAGGUUUGGAUAAGAAACUCACAUCCAAUGUGUGUCUGUGGGCGCUGGGCAGAUAACCAGAAACAUGGCUAGAGCUACUAUGAGGAUAUUGGUUUGGUAGAAAUGUCCUCAGAAUCUUUAAACGACUGACAAGCUACCUCUAGACAAAACUGCACUUCAAUGUGAGUAGCUCUUUGUUAGCCUCUGAUUCCAGACUGCCCACUCCAAACCUAUAGCUAGGCCUGUUUUUUUUUUUUUUUUACUAAAGACCCGUUUCCAUUGGCACUUUGAAGUCAACCCAGGUUGGGCUGGCCUUGGUGGGCUAGCUGAAAUUGCAUUUCCACUGCCUCCAAAAAUAAUAAAUGAUGUCAUGUUGCUAGGUAGCCAAUAUGUGACUGCAGCUGGCUUCGCUAAUGUUGCUAACUAGCAAGAUGUUGAAUAAUUUAAUUCACCCUCACCAUGCUGUAACCAGCUGUAACUAACGUUACCACAUACUCCUGUCAGUGCUAGCCAUACUCAGAGCCAUGUAUUUAGAUCGCUAACUAGCUGAACGGUUAGCGUCGUCGUUAGUAUAACUGGCUAGCUAGUUUAAUUCCUACCUUGCUUGCCAUUACAUUGGCUAUUGGCUGCUAGCUAGCUAACCAAUCAAACCAGACGACCGGUUUGAUAUGAUGUAGCUGCGCUGGCUCGAAUUUGAGAAUUCCAUUCGAACCAACUCGAAUUUGCCCCGAAUUUUAAGAGCCAGUGGAAAAGGGGCUUAAUUGAACAGAGUCCUGGUGUCUUCUACAGCCAUUAAACUGCCUACCAAUCCCCCCCACACACACAUAGUGUAGAUACAGUGGGUAGUAGUUAUUCUCUAGACUCAAGGUAGCUACAGCUUAGUUCAGGCCUGCUAAGGGAUAUGCUGAGUUUAUCCAGCAAAAUUACUUUUUAAAGAGUUAUAUGACUCACCUAAUAGUUUACUGCCACAUGACUACACACUGGUGCACACACACACAGCUCAAUGCCCGUUUCCCCUUCCCCUCUCUCUGUUACAACCAGAAGCUUCAUUGUACAAAACAAAAAAGAGAAAGACAAAUAUUUUUCUAAAAAGGACACCAAUUGAGACUUACAUGUGGGGACUUGAGAAGAUGCCAAAUGUUGCAUGUAACAAUUCUAGUUUUUUUUUAAAUCUAAAUGUAAUAUAUGUAAGUACUGUGGAAAUCCAGCACCAUGGUGUGAAGGAGAGAUUUACGUCAAUGGGUCUCACACUAUGAACUAUGUUAAGCCAUACACAUACUGUACACACACAGGUGUGUGUGUGUAUGUGUGUGAGAGAAUGUUCCGGGGCUAUGGGGAGUAGUUUGGACAGUGAACUAGCACCGGUUUUGGAUCUUGGAGACAUAAUAAAUCAGGCCACUGCAAGCUAGUCUUGUCAACAACAACAAAAUAUAGAAUAGAGACACAAACACAUCAAAUUAAAAAGAUUGACGUCACUGUGUGAGUUUGUGAUACCAGGAGGACGGAAAGGAAAAAGCCAACCGAAAACAAGGUAUCUUAAUUUUCAUUUUGUUGCUUUUGAGUUUUUUUUCUCCAUUGGUGAUGAGCAUUCUUGAUGAAUGCGAGCUGGUGAACCACACACGGGUAGAAGAAGAUGCACAGUGUUGGAGUGCCAGGCUGCUAGCAGGCACCAUGAUCUGGUCAGUGACAGUGAUACCCCUUCAACUCCCAUGAGGCCUUGCAGAGGAAAGGGUGACAGUAGAGUUGACCCAGCCUCCAGCGCAACACCCCCCCUCUUUCUGCAUGGGACCAGUGACAUGGGAGGAGGAGGGGCCGCUGGGAUUGGAUAGAUGCGGUCACUAAACAAGGAAGUAGUUUAGAAUCUUGACCUGGAGUGAGCUGAGCGCACAACACUGGCCUGCUGAGAGACAUGUUGGAGUGCAGGGGUAUGUGUCCCAAACCGCCACUACUACCACCUUACCAAAAUACUUUGGCCCCUGCUCAUGAGUAUCAAAGCCUUUCAUCUGGAUCCUUCCUCCUCUCCCACACUUUAACCUUCUCUGUUUUCUGUCUCUCCUCUUCUGUUCUCUCUGUUCUGUUUUUUCUUUUUAUAGUUUAGUCUUUUUUUAGCCUUUUUCUGUUCAAGUUGGUGACUUCUACAGCUCGUUCUCACCCCUCCCCUCUCUCUUUUCCGUUUGGUGUGUUUUGGGUUGGGGCUGUUUUUGUUUUGCAUUCAGUCAUGAGUUCAGUGUUUUCCCCCGUUAAGUUUGAGCCCUCUUGCAGUCCUUGGUUUUGGUCUUAUGCAGUUUGUGUUCUUUUAAGAGUUCUUGUUACCUAAUGUCCAGAGUGUAGCCUUUGUACAGGAGGAAGGGUUGGAGCCAGUGCAAUUUGUAAUAGAAGUUAAUGAUGAGUCGGUAAGGAUGAACCGGUGUUGCUUGUAUGUAUAAUGGAUGUUAUACAACAUAUUGAAUGUGUUUCCAUGAAGGCGUUGUCUGGGAACGGGGGGGGUUAGGGCCUAGGUUGUGUGUUGAUGUAGCAGAAACAGAUUCCUCUCCUGAUGUGCUUUUCCUUUACUUGUUAUGCCUUGGUUUGGGGAUCCCCUAAAACCAUGAUGCAAACUGCUGCCCAGCCCACUAUAGAAAACAAAAAAACAAACAGUUGGUACGCCCAAUAGGAAUUUUUUAAUGUUCUCUAAAACUACAUCUUUCAAACCAACCAGGCAAAACAUUUAAUGAUGAUUAUUUUCUAUUUUGUGAUUUGUCAGUCGGAGUGGGAGGGGGAUAAUGCAAGCUGAGAUUAAUCCAGUCUAAUCUGUUUUGUUUGAAUGUGGGUUUAUGGGGGAUUAGAGAACAUCCAGGAGCCAAGAUGACAGAGAUGCAUAAUGUACUCUCAUACUACUCACCCUCUGGCUGGGUGCAACUGUACUCCCACUGCUCCGUACAGUCUGGAGUUACUAGAGGGAGAGGGAAAGUCAUGGUGACGCCUGGAUCCAUAACACCUGUUUGCCCUCUUCACACAUAGUUGCUGAGUCACAGGCACCACUUAUACACGCUUAGUCAUACACAGACGCACUGAGACUGAGACACACACGGUAUGCACUGACCAUUUGCACUGCCAUGGACCUCUCUGAAUCAUAACUCAGUUCAGAGCGAAGGUAUGCAGAGUAGACAUGCAUGCCUACACAUACACACUAUUGACAGCACAGACAACAGGCAAAUUCAGCCUCAAGCGGUUCCUUUAGAAUUUAUAUAUAUUCAAACACACGAGAACAUGUCCAUACCGGGUUGUCUCAUAAACGACACAAACUACCCUGUAGAAUGUCAAGACUAAACACAUGAAGAACAAUUUAUAGCGCUUCAUCCCUCUGAUUUUCCAGCAGUUUACAUGGAAGAUAACAGAUUACUGUAUUCUGGAUCAGUCCAUUUUCAUGCCCACUCAGUCCCUAUGACUAGACUGUGUGUUGGAGGGGGUGGUGGGAGGACGGCUGGCUGCAUGAACAAGAUGGUGGAUCUAAAGUGUGUUCUUGGUAGUUUGACACCUGGGGAUUACUUUAUUGUUUUUGACAAUGACUGUAGUUCAUCUAAAUUAAUGUAAAUCUUUCCCUUUUUUUUUUUUUUUUUUUUUUUACAAUUAACUGAUUAUAAAUGAAUAUGUAUGUAUGAAUAAAUAUAUAACUAUA
This is a messenger RNA of Coregonus clupeaformis (lake whitefish), 5644 nucleotides long. Its product is annotated as F-box/LRR-repeat protein 20. Gene Ontology annotation, biological process: SCF-dependent proteasomal ubiquitin-dependent protein catabolic process. The coding region runs from base 244 to 1554 and encodes 436 amino acids. The transcript is spliced from 15 exons. NCBI's taxonomy places the organism in Eukaryota, Metazoa, Chordata, Actinopteri, Salmoniformes, Salmonidae. Gene Ontology annotation, cellular component: SCF ubiquitin ligase complex. Gene Ontology annotation, molecular function: protein binding. The record is from RefSeq and is a predicted model, not a curated record.